Messenger RNA from Vitrella brassicaformis, 1635 nucleotides. The record is from the annotation of a GenBank genome assembly. NCBI's taxonomy places the organism in Eukaryota, Vitrellaceae.
CUAGGCGUAUGCCUCCUGACGGGAAGACACCUCCUUGCCUAACGCAAAUAAGGCAUCCCACGAUUGAUCGUUGUUGCGGUUCGCGGUCAGGAGGGAGGCCUGCAAUAAGCACAAGGCCCGAUGCACAUUGCAAAAUAAGUUUGGAGCGUGACGAUUAUUCCCGUUUCUCGACAAUACCACACAGGCCCAGCCAAACUUCUCGAGGGUCAACCUUUCCCACUUUAUGGGCGGGUCAUGUGCCAACCGAGGGAAGAGACCGAAGGACAGGUCCGCCAGGAUCUCCAGAAGAUAAACCGGGCGAAUCGUACUUCCAUCCUCCAACUCUAUCGGCUUGCAGGCAGGGAUGGUGGUGUCCGUCAUGUUGGUCACCAAGACACGCACCACAUUGCCGUCGGCGUCGUCUUCCAGCUUCCCCAUGAUUCUGUCCAUGGCCUUGGCCAGGGAAGGGAAGGUGACGGACAGCGCUAUGCUCGACUGAUCUCCUCCCGCAACUCGGGCGUCAAGCCCUCGAUAUACACCCUGUAAGCACAGAACUCGCACAGAAGCCAUCCCCUUUCGGUGUGUCCUUGUGCUGGUGUCUUUGUGCAUACAGACUUGUCUAAUGGAGGCGACUUGGGGUUCCAGCUUCCCUACCGGACCCUAUCGGCAGGUAUACACACAGCGCUCAUAAUGAUCUGUCCCUUGUUUGGUAUUUGUGUCGUUCAACCGACAUUGACAACCGACAUGGAAUAUGGGUACGGAUGUUUUGAUUUGUCGGAGGUCUUGGUAGAUGCCUGGGCGGCCGAGGCGCUAGCCUGUUGGUUGGUGGAGGCAGUGACUUUCGCGGUGGUCUUAGAGGAGGUUCCUGACCAGGCCGCUACCACGGCCUCGACCCUAUAACCAAGUCAGACCAACCCUCAGAUACUCAUCCACUUCUCGUUCGUCCUUUUUCUACGUGUGUGGGGUGGCAGACCUAUCGGGGUCGCCUUUGGUCUCAUCGUUGGACUCGUCGGCGUUGGGCAUGUCAACUUCGACCCAAUCUGAUAUGACCCUGUUCUCUCUCUCGAAAGGCACGGGAUGGGGCCAGCGCAGCGCCACUUCUGCCUUCAUGCAAUCCGAUGGGAUCAUACAGGUGAAGACCUUGUGAGAGUACAUGCCACUCCCACGCAGCGUCCACUCACUCGCACCCAUCACCAUAACGUCCCACCGCAUGCUCGCCGGUCGUUCGUAGUCAUUGACAUCUCGGUCUCGAUCGCUUUCCUCAAUGUCGGUGACCUCUUGGGCGAUCUCGCACGCCAGUUCCAGCCUGUGCUUGUCAUAGAGGCCUGCGGUCACGGUCAUGCCGUAUCCACUUUUCACCACCUUCAACACGCCACGGCAGGCGAGGGGCUUCAGAUGGCCGAAAGCACGGUAGGCCUGGAAGAGCGUAUCCGUCUCUCCCCACACCAACGCCGGCGAGAAGACCGCAGGUGGGAUGAAGCCGAUGCAGUUGACGUCGGUGAACACCGACUUGUCAAUGAGGCUGAGGUCGAGCCCCCAGAGGCGAGACCACUCCGGGUGUGGUCUCUCGCCUCUGAGGUGAAGGAGUGCAUCGAGGCUGACGACGGGCAGCUGCUCAGCAAGUACUUCUUUCGGUUCAAGUUGGUGUCCACCCAU